UGACGUCAGACCGUCUGCCUGCCUCCGACCGCGGUCUCGGAGCGAAACCCGAUCUCCUUGGACUUGAAUGAGGAGGAGGCGGCGGCGGCGGCGGCGGAGGCGCUCGGCUGCGGGAAGCCAGCAGCGGAGGCUCAGCCCAGGCGGCAGCGCGCGCCCCGGCUGCCGGCCCAUUUCCCGGACGCCACCCGCGGGCACUGCCGACGCCCCCGGGGCUGCCGAGGGGCGGCCGGGGGGCACAGAGGAGCGCGGCCCCGCGCACUGAGUCCCGCGGCGCCCCGGGAACUUGGCGGCGCCCCGAGCCCGGCGAGCCGGGGUGCGCCUUCCCCGCCGCGCGCCUCCUGCAUGCGGGGCCCGAGCGCCGGGCGCCGGCCGGAACCCCCCCCGGCCGCCCCCGUGCCCCCUGCGCCCCGCGCCGCGCCGCCGCGCCGUCCAUGCACCGCUUGAUGGGGGUCAACAGCACCGCCGCCCUCGCCGCCGGGCAGCCCAAUGUCUCCUGCACGUGCAACUGCAAACGCUCUUUGUUCCAGAGCAUGGAGAUCACAGAACUGGAGUUCGUUGAGAUCACCAUCAUCGUGGUGGUGGUGAUGGUGAUGGUGGUGGUGAUCACGUGCCUGCUGAGCCACUACAAGCUGUCUGCGCGCUCCUUCAUCGGCCGGCACGGCCAGGGCAGGAGGAGAGAAGACGCCCUCUCCUCGGAAGGAUGUCUCUGGCCCUCGGAGAGCACCGUGUCGGGCAACGGAAUCCCAGAGCCGCAGGUCUAUGCUCCUCCGAGGCCCACCGACCGCCUGGCCGUGCCCCCCUUCACCCAGCGGGACCGCUGCCUCCGCUUCCAGCCCACCUACCCGUACCUGCAGCACGAAAUCGACCUGCCGCCCACCAUCUCGCUGUCGGACGGGGAGGAGCCCCCGCCCUACCAGGGCCCCUGCACCCUCCAGCUGCGAGACCCCGAGCAGCAGCUGGAGCUGAACCGGGAGUCCGUGCGCGCGCCCCCGAACAGAACCAUCUUCGACAGCGACCUGAUGGACAGUGCCAUGUUGGGCGGCCCCUGCCCCCCCAGCAGUAACUCGGGCAUCAGCGCCACGUGCUACGGGGGCGGCGGGCGCAUGGAGGGGCCGCCCCCCACCUACAGCGAGGUCAUCGGGCACUACCCCGGGUCCCCCUCGUUCCAGCACCAGCAGAGCAGCGGGCCGCCCUCCUUGCUGGAGGGGACCCGGCUCCCCCACGCACACCUCGCCCCGCUGGAGAGCUCACCCGCCUGGAGCAAAGAGAAAGAUAAACAGAAAGGACACCCUCUCUAGGAAUCCCGGGGCCGGGGCCGGGCAGCAGUGAGUAUAGGAAAAAAAAGAAAAAACAGAAAGGCAAAACACUCCGCACUUCCGAAACCAGAAUUCAGAGGAGGACCGGGCGGCACCCAGAAAAUGUGGCGCGUAUCCAUCCUUUCCCCCUCUCUCUGUGUAUAAAUAUUUACAUGUUCUGUCUGGUCUGAAUGCACAAGCUAAGAAAGCUUGCAAAAACAAAACAAAACAAAAAAACAACCACGUUUCUUUGUUGAGCUGUGUCUUGAAGGCAAAAGAGAAAAAAGAAAAAAAAAAAGAAAAACCUACCCUAGUCUUUUCUGUUCCUAGUUGAGCUGCGUGCGUGAAUGCGUAUUUCCUUUCGUUUGUUUAUGAUGAUUUCACUUAACUUUAAAGACCUAUUUGCACAAAACCUUUGUUUAAAGAUCUGCAAUAUUAUAUAUAUAAAUAUAUAUAAAAUAAGAGAAGUAUUGUGAGGGCAGGAGUAUUUUUGUAUUAGAAGAGGCCUAUUAAAAAAAAACAAAGUUGUUUUCUGAACUAGAAGAGAAAAAAAAGGCAAUUUUUGAGUGCCAGGUCAGAAAGCGCGUAUUACCUUGUAAAGAAGAAGAAGAAGAAGAAAAGAAAAAAACUACAAAGCAGGGGUUUAGAGUUAUUUAUAUAAAUGUUGAGCUUUUGCACUAUUUUUUAAUAUAACUAUGUCAGUGCUUGUUUGAUGGAAACUUCUAUCGUGUCUGUCGAGACUUUUAAGGGAGAAGCGGUGGAAUUUGGCAGCGGCCGUCUGGCAGAGGGCGGGCUCUGCACGGAGUUGGGGGAGGCUUCCGGAGGGGGCGCUCUUCCUGCGUAAGUGGAAGCUUCUGUCUAGCGGUCGGUUGUUACCGCCUCAUACAUUCCCCACCGGAGGAGACGCAUUUCCCCCUCUGGGCCGGCACAGCCUUUGGAUGGCAGACGAGACGGGGAAAUCGGUCACCCAGUGCCAGGGUGGUGGCUUUGCCUUGCCCCAGAUGAAAAUAAACUGUUCCUGAAGGAUCUUAGUUUUUCCUCCUGUUUUUUAAGCAUGAGCCCCCUCCCCCUCCCCCAGGAAGGGGCUGAGGCGCCCCCUUUGCCGCCGCUGCCACUGCGGCUCCCGGAGCACGUUGCCGGGACCCGCCGGAGAGGUUGGGGUGGCUGCUCUCCGUGCGGACGAUCCGGCGGGUCCAGGACUUCUCAGCUGAGGGUGGCGGAGGCCACCGGCAGAUUGGAAAGGCCCCCGAGGAAUUCGACCUCAUCCCUGGCUUUCUCUUUACGUAGCAAUUCUCACCGAACAGGCCAACAAACGGGACACCAGAGAGAAAAAGUGACACGCGCAGGUGUCUCCCAGGACGCGACAGAGGGUUAACGCGAAGAGAAACAGCACCGACAACGGGGAAACCGGCGUAAACCUGUGCUUUAUGUUUUCAAAUCAGAAUUGAAUUCUUUACCUCCUCUCCCACACGUCCAUUCCUCUCCCCGUGGAAACAGUCGUGUUUGGCGUGUCCGUGUGUCUGUGUUUUCCCAGCAUCUGUAUCAGAUACGAGUCUCGUUUGCCAGGAUUUUGCCGAGUGGAUUUCGGGUGGCCUGUGCAGGCGAGGGCGCGUGAGUGGGCACACGUGUGUGACAGUGGCAGGCCGGCCAGCGGUGGGGGGGGGGCGCCCCUUGGGAUCUACUGGUUCACAUUCCAGGGGGUGACCCCCCCCCCACGCGCCCCCCCCCCCCGUCGCAUAUGGGCAAUAACUUGUUUCUAAGCAACUUUUUUAUUACUUAAACACCUGAGAACAGUUUUGAAGUUCUGACCAUUUGAACUCUAUUUAUAUACACAUUUUAAGAGCGUGGUGACCAACAGAUAAACGCGGACUCUGGGCGUUCGCUGCUGACCAGCCUGGCAGAAGGUUCUUGUACUUUGACAAUAAAAAGCUGCCUCUCCGUGGGGUCCUCGGCCUAAACUUCGCUCCUCUCUCAGAGAGGAUGCUUUUCGCAAGUCGUGCUGAGAACUCGGUGUAAUUUGUCCUAAAAGGUACAGGGACACGUUUAUAGAUUAAAAAAAACAACAACAACAACAAAACAAAACAAAAAUUUUUUAAGCUGUAACUUUCCUUUCCGUGAAGAGUCAGUCUCCCUAGUGCCUUACUGAGGAAGCAGUGUCCUCUCGUCACCGGUUGGGGGGCAUCCCUGGGCAGUGUCUCCGUCACCCCCCCCCCCCCCCCCCCGGGGACUGGCCUUUCCACUCGAGGGCUGCGGCUGCUUCUCGAACACCCCCAUAGCCCUCUCGGUGCCGGGUCCCGCCCGCCCUCCCACCGUGGAGGCGCCUGGCCCAGCCAGGCGACCCCCUCCUGCCCCUCCUUCUUGUCACCUACUGGGUCCAGUCCUGUGCCACCUCCCGGGCGGGUUGUGAGCCCGGACGCCGACCUCGUCUGCCUGGGCAACGUCGGGCCCAGGCGUGGCCCGGGUCUCGGCGUGGAUCCUGUUGCCUGGCGGUGUGUGUGGUCUGUGUGGGAGGAAGCAGGAGGGUGGGCUCCUGACCUCAGCGGGCUUGAGGGCAGAGCGCGUCUCCGCGAUCACAUCCCGGGACCGCUGGGCCGCAGGGCCCCAGGGUUUCGUGCCCAGCACAGGCCCCUUGCAGAGGCUCCCGGCAGAGAGGCCGGGCGAAGUCGGGGCGCAUCCCGAGAAAACCAGGGGGUGGGGAGUGUUUCUGGAAACUGCUAGCACUAAGCUCUUGGUCUCUGGGGGUGCACUCGUUCUCUCCAGAUGCUGGCCGCCAUGCCGUUGUCGCUGAAAAGGCUCUGAGCACCCCUCGGGAGGCCCCCUUUUGCCAGUAAAAAGUUUGGGGUCCUCGGCAGUGGCUGGUUGGAGGGGGACCGGGUGGGGCUUUCUCUUGUCCUCGUUUGCCUGCUUCUCAACCGCAUUUCCUCCCGAGGAAGAGCAUCCCCCCCCCCCCCCAAGCCCGGGUCUCCGCAGGCCGACUCAGCAGGGGCCCUAAGAGCCACCCGUGUCCCCCACAAAGUGUUCUUUGCAAGGAGCUGAGACUCCCCUCGCCCCCCACGUCUAGUGAACACCGGGCCAGGGCCAGAACCGAGUCUGUCCCCUGUCCUUGUCUCCGCUGUGAAUGGUAUGUUUCCGAAAUUGUUUCCUACGUGCCCACAAAGCUUCCAGAUCCAUACGACAUCCCAGCGAUCAGGAAAACUGCAAGUGUCGUUUUGUUUUGUUCUGUUUGUCCCGGAAGCCGCGCUUCGGAUUUUGCUGUACUAUAGAGCCUAGAAGGACACGCCUUCUCGUUUGCCUGCCCGAUUCACGUUGCGUUCUUGGCGUUGAAGCCGCUCUCCUCUGCAGCCCUGUUUCCCGAGUUCUGUUCGAGUUAAACUCAUGUAAAUUCCCCGUGGCACGCUGGGUGCGGCGCCCACGUUGCUGCCACGUGAGACUCUGUAUUUGGAUGCCAAUCCACGGGCCUGAUGAAAUCGCUUCUUGUGUAUCAAUAAUCAUUAGUGGCAAUGAUGACUUUCUGAAAAGCUGCAAUACUUAUACAAUAAAUUUUACAAUUCUUUGGAA
This is a messenger RNA of Felis catus (domestic cat), 4853 nucleotides long. RefSeq names its product prostate transmembrane protein, androgen induced 1 (gene PMEPA1). Gene Ontology annotation, molecular function: R-SMAD binding. Bases 432 to 1298 code for a protein of 288 amino acids. The record is from RefSeq and is a predicted model, not a curated record. Gene Ontology annotation, cellular component: Golgi membrane; early endosome membrane. Gene Ontology annotation, biological process: negative regulation of transforming growth factor beta receptor signaling pathway. NCBI's taxonomy places the organism in Eukaryota, Metazoa, Chordata, Mammalia, Carnivora, Felidae. The transcript has 4 exons.